This is a messenger RNA of Amborella trichopoda, 1015 nucleotides long. RefSeq names its product chlorophyll a-b binding protein, chloroplastic. The record is from RefSeq and is a predicted model, not a curated record. Gene Ontology annotation, cellular component: membrane. Gene Ontology annotation, biological process: photosynthesis, light harvesting. Lineage: Eukaryota; Viridiplantae; Streptophyta; Magnoliopsida; Amborellales; Amborellaceae.
UUCUCUUCACUUCACUUCCCAACUUUAACUUUGCCCACCCCCUACAUCCUUUUGCGCAGGCAACGCCAUGGCAACGAUGUCCCUCUCAUCCCCUUCGUUUGCUGGCAAGGCCGUGCCCGUAGCGACCCGGUCGGAGUUUGGGAGCACUGUCCGUGGUGAUGGUCGAGUGAGCAUGAGGAAGUCUGCUAGCAGGGCCCCGGUGUCCGGAAGCCCGUGGUACGGCCCUGACAGAGUCAAGUACCUCGGCCCGUUCUCCGGUGAGCCCCCGUCCUACCUCACUGGCGAGUUCCCUGGUGACUACGGGUGGGACACUGCCGGCCUCUCUGCCGACCCCGAGACCUUCGCCAAGAACAGAGAGCUCGAGGUCAUCCACUGCAGGUGGGCCAUGCUCGGCGCUUUGGGAUGCGUGUUCCCAGAGCUACUCUCUCGCAAUGGUGUCAAGUUCGGUGAGGCGGUGUGGUUUAAGGCCGGUGCUCAAAUCUUCAGCGAGGGUGGACUGGACUACUUGGGCAAUCCGAACCUGGUGCAUGCUCAGAGCAUCUUGGCUAUCUGGGCCACUCAGGUCAUCCUCAUGAGCGCGGUCGAGGGUUACCGUGUGGCCGGCGGUCCCUUGGGUGAGGUGACCGACCCACUCUACCCCGGUGGCAGCUUUGACCCCUUGGGCCUGGCCGAGGACCCUGAGGCCUUUGCCGAGUUGAAGGUGAAGGAGAUCAAGAACGGCCGGCUCGCCAUGUUUUCGAUGUUCGGGUUCUUUGUUCAGGCCAUUGUCACUGGAAAGGGUCCAUUGGAGAACCUGGCUGACCACCUUGCAGACCCAGUGAACAACAAUGCUUGGGCCUAUGCCACCAACUUUGUGCCCGGAAAGUAAGUUUUUUUUUUUUUUCUGUCUGUUGUGAAAGGGUUGCGGACCCAAAUAAUUGGAAAAAAGUUGGUAAGAGUGUUGGAAUUGUGCAUUUUGUGGUGAUGGUCUUGCAUCACUUCAAUGAAUUAUGUAAAUUUGGAGGAUUCUUGAGAA